CAAAAAUACUAGAGCACAUAAUCAUUAUGUUUGCCUUCACAGAUCUUCGGGCAUCAUAAAUGGGUUAUCUUCUGGUUAUCAAUGAUUGGUGAAACAAUGACAAUAUGUUGUCUCAUAGCAGCAAUUGUAACUUAUGCUCAACUGGUUAGCUACCUAAAGUCAGAUCGCCCUGCAGUUCAUAUAAACCUGAUGGUGUCGUUGCUUGUAUCUCAUGUGUGCUUACUCACAAGCCAACUGGCUACAAUAACGUCUGGUUUGUCUGGGACAACUGAGUCUAGUUGUGCAUGUUCAGCACUCACAUACUUCCUACAUACAUCAUUACUAAGCAGCAUGGCCUGGAUGUUUGUGGAAGGAAUUAUAUUAUAUAGAAAGAUACUGAUAGUCCUUACAAGGGAACCACAAAUUAUUAGCAAGCGUUAUUACAUCAUUGGAUGGGGAGUUCCCUGUUUAAUAUCAACAUUGACUCUGAUUGGCCGAACUACACAAAAUUUGACCUAUCACAACGAGAGGUGCUGGUUAACUCUUCAAGAUGGUAUCAUAUGGACAUUUGCUGGACCAGUGUGUUUUGUUAUUGCGUUCAACUUCACCAUACUUGUUCGAGUAUUAAUAGUGGCAGCUGCCACACAGCAGAGAAGAUUUCUGCGCCAACAAAACAGAUAUAAACCGACUAACAGCAACCAAAUACAACAAAACAUACGAACAGUAGCUCGUGGUAUCUUCUUUCUUACACCACUAUUAGGGUUAAGUUGGGUGCUUGGAUUUUUUGCAGCAACAAGUGUUGUUCUGUCCUAUGUCUUUGUCUUCACCAAUGCUUUCCAGGGUGUGUAUCUUCUUCUCUUUUAUGUGAUACUUAACCCUGAAGUGAAGUGUGCUCUGUUGGAGAGAAAAAGAGCAAGACAAAGAAGCUUUCUGGCAAUCUCUGGAUUGGGAAGUGUCAGAACUUCAACUCAGAAUACAUGGAAGCAAAGAUUGUCAUUUACAUUCCUUAAUAAGCUAAGUCUGUCACCUUCAACUUCAGAAAAUACAUCUCCAGUUUCAAAUGAACUAAACACCCAAAACCCAAAAGAAGUGCAAGACUUCAAUGAAGAAAAUCUUUCUUCCCGACCCUGCAGUGGAAGGUCUAACUUGAACUUUAUCAUAUCUCCAGCACUUAGAAAUCGAGGAAAAAUUACUCCAACUCCAGAGCGUUGGUCUGACAAUUUAAAAGGGGAAACUAAUGAAGCUUUUAUGGGUGAUUUGGGAAAUGAUGAAUAUAUAAUGUCAAGACAAACAAGUGGCAUUGAAUUGAAGAAAACAGAAGACCAAGAUGAUGGCGACUUGUUUGGAAACAUGUCAGAUGAUGGCGGAUCCUCUUUAGAAAAGCUGGAAGAUACAGAGGAAUAUGAGCAAGAACUGAGCAAUGAAAGAGAGCAUGUUAAAGAAGAGAUCUCUCAUCCUGAUUCUGAGUCUUGUGGUUAUGCAGAUCUAACUGAGACAACAGAAAAAUUGGAAAUUGUUCAAAACAACAGAAUCAAAACAACAGAAUCAAAACAACAAGAACACAAACAGAGAAUUAAAGUAAAACAAAGAAGAAAAUCUGCUCCUGGGGAACUUGUAUGUCGAUCCAGAGCAUGCCAUGUGUGCAAGCCACAUCGGUUACAACAUAAACGAAAGAAAAAAAAGAAAACAGAAAUUCGUGCAGCUUGGCCUGAACAAGCGAGCAGUAACAAUGAUCAUUGUGAUGUCAUGACUAAAAUGCCUGUACUGUUACAAAACAAUCGACCACAAAGUACGCAAUCUAGAGACAGCGGAAUCGGGAUUUGAUCUUUUUAAACAUUUUCUCAGUAUUACUUUUCUCGUGAAUUAAGCACAAAUUUAGUGGUAAAGAUGUCAAAUAAUAAACGUACCUGAUAGACUUCCUGCAGUAAAUACAUUUAGCAGAACUAAU
Molecule: messenger RNA, 1927 nt
Organism: Ciona intestinalis (vase tunicate)
Lineage: Eukaryota; Metazoa; Chordata; Ascidiacea; Phlebobranchia; Cionidae
Source: RefSeq, a predicted model, not a curated record